Exophiala viscosa is the source of this 2841-nucleotide messenger RNA. Its product is annotated as male germ cell-associated kinase. Gene Ontology annotation, molecular function: ATP binding; protein serine/threonine kinase activity. Gene Ontology annotation, cellular component: nucleus; cytoplasm. Gene Ontology annotation, biological process: protein phosphorylation; intracellular signal transduction. The transcript has 3 exons. The record is from RefSeq and is a predicted model, not a curated record. Bases 247 to 2649 code for a protein of 800 amino acids. NCBI's taxonomy places the organism in Eukaryota, Fungi, Ascomycota, Eurotiomycetes, Chaetothyriales, Herpotrichiellaceae.
CGUCUGAGUACAGCGAUCUUCAAUCGACCGACGACCGCCCUCUAUACGACCCUCUGUUGCGCCUCCCUUUGGCUCACUGGGACCUUUUGAAUGCAAGUGAAGAAGGAAAUGACGUGUUGAGGUCAUCGAGCAACCCUUUAUAUGGGCGUUGGGCAAGUCCCAUAAGUAACAACUCAAGCCGGUAUAUCCUUGGAACGAAGCGCAUUGGAAGUGAGGCUUUGAGCACGACGACUCCACAACGCAGUCAUGGCUGUCACCGACUAUGGCCACAGGCCACAAUCAUAUACGUUGACCGCCUUGGAAGAUCGGUUCGAAGUGAUCAGGGAAAUUGGAGAUGGUAGUUUUGGAAGUGUGCAUCUUGCAAGAGUAAGGGCAAAUGGCGCCAGUGUCGCUCGGCGAAAUACCAUGGUGGCUAUCAAGACGAUGAAGAAGACGUUUGAAUCAUUUACACCCUGCAUGGAACUUCGCGAGGUCAUAUUUCUUCGAACUCUGCCGACACAUGCACACCUGGUGCCAGCUCUGGAUAUCUUCUUGGACCCAUUCAGCAAGAAGCUCCAUAUUGCCAUGGAGUACAUGGACGGCAACCUCUAUCAAUUGAUGAAAGCUCGCGAUCAUAAGUGUUUGGAUGCUAGAAGUGUCAAGAGCAUCCUGUACCAGAUCUUGUCUGGCCUCGAUCACAUACAUAUACACAACUUCUUCCACAGGGACAUCAAACCAGAGAACAUCCUCGUCACCUCUUCAGCACCGCAAGACUCUCAAUCCACUUUCAGCAGAUACUCAUCCUUGGUAACCCCACCGUCAACACCUCCGACAUAUUCCAUCAAGAUUGCCGAUUUCGGGUUAGCCCGCGAAACCCACUCCAGGUUACCAUAUACUACUUACGUCUCUACACGGUGGUACAGAGCACCUGAAGUCCUCCUUCGUGCUGGCGAAUAUUCUGCUCCUGUGGAUAUCUGGGCUAUUGGUGCUAUGGCUGUGGAAGUGGCCACGCUCAAGCCUUUGUUUCCUGGAGGAAAUGAAGUCGACCAAGUGUGGCGCGUGUGUGAAAUCAUGGGAAGCCCUGGCAACUGGUAUACCAAGUCAGGUAGCCGUGUAGGAGGUGGUGAAUGGAGAGAUGGCACAAAGUUGGCGCAAAAACUCGGGUUCUCGUUCCCAAAGAUGGCCCCUCACGCCAUGGAGACGAUCCUGCCACCCCCUCAAUGGCCAGUGGCCUUCAGCAACUUUGUGACCUGGUGUCUGAUGUGGGAUCCUAAGAGUCGUCCAACCUCAAAACAAGCCAUGGGGCAUGAAUUCUUCACAGAUGCCGUCGACCCUCUUCGACCAAAAUCGUCAUCGCGAUUACUUGGUCGCAAACAUUCGGACUUGAGUUUCCGCUCGAAGGACAUGGUCGAGACUCCAACGAUUACAUCCAAGCCAUCCUGGUUCCGGAGAUCGCUGAUUGCACGGGAAAGUGCCCCUGCAGUUCCUCAACAUAAUCCUGACUCUGCCAAGGGCGUACAGCCUGAAUCAGAAGGUAUUGUCAGCAGGCUUCGCCCCCAAGCUAACAAACGCGCAACGUGGGCCAAUGGAACCAACCCUACCGGAGCAGCACCAAUGCCGAUACUACCAUCCAUCCGCCCCAUCUCGCCGUUGCCUAACGCUGUCACAGCACAGGCAACUUCCUCGUUCACGGCUCAGGACGAGUCCAAGCCCAACUCGUCAAAGCCUUCCGACGAAAAGUCGAAGAAGAUUGGCAGACAGUUGUCGAUCAACUCACACGGUAAUCAUUAUGCUGACGUCCACCGCCAAGACGCUGAGCGCGCGUUGAAUGCCAACAGUGGCCUUGUCUCCCCACCUAACGGUCACAAAGAGAGCUUCUUCUCUCACUUACGAAAACGAGCAAGACGAUUCUCUGGCAGACACGGACUGGCGUCACCCAACGGCGAUGAUGUCGAGGCAAAUGCUGCACACAUCCCGUGGUCAAAUCGGUCAUCAGUCAUGGUUGACAGCGUCAUCCCUGAGAAUAACAACGACUUCUCUGACCUGGACAAGAUACUGCAAAACGUUAGAUACAGCCUGGACCGGAACGAUUCAGGGGCCAAGCCACGAAGCACCUCGACAGAAGUGUCAUCGAACCAAGGUUCAUUGAAAAGGACACACUCCGUCCCACGCUCAUCGCGGUCAAGUGAGAACGUCAACAGUACCACAGCAGCUGCUAAUGCUCCUGCAUCAACGGUAGCAGUGGCACGGACACGUCGCCCUCUGCAGAUCAAUCAAUAUGAGACACCUGAAGAGGCCGACGAACUACUCGACGAGGCGAUGAGGUCUGCCAAUCGUGCGGUUCGGCGUCUCGAUACCAAUGUCCCUUCCAAAGAGCAAACACAACGUACUGUUCUAGCGCAGAAGGACUACAACCGACAGUCAUUACCCCAUAUAACCAGCAACCCGACCAUGCAAGGUGCCUACCUGACGCCAUCACCAUCCGCCAAAAGGAAUGGUGUUUCAUUCAAUGCCAACACCUCAAACCCCACCCUACCUUUGAACAUUACCAAGACUCGUAAAGAUCAAGACCAUGUACCUGCACUUUGGCCUACGCCGCCCUACGAAGAGAAUGAAUGGGCAGCCGCUGCUGCCAACAGCAUCUUUGCAGCUGGAUCCAUCUACCGAUAGUCCUGGGACACAUUGUCCCGCCCACGCUUGCUUUGACCGAAAAGUUUCCUAUUCUCCACACUCGACGACAAUAUAGCGUUCCUUGAUAUCCUGUACGAAAAGAGAAAGAGUUGGCCACCUACCUACGGACCUAGGUGUUCUGAGUUCAUUGGCGUUGAAAUAGGGUCAAUACGGCCAUACCACUAUUUCUGA